This is a messenger RNA of Lytechinus pictus (painted urchin), 3976 nucleotides long. RefSeq lists its product as uncharacterized. The record is from RefSeq and is a predicted model, not a curated record. The coding region runs from base 114 to 1850 and encodes 578 amino acids. The transcript has 2 exons. Lineage: Eukaryota; Metazoa; Echinodermata; Echinoidea; Temnopleuroida; Toxopneustidae. Gene Ontology annotation, molecular function: zinc ion binding; ubiquitin protein ligase activity. Gene Ontology annotation, biological process: protein monoubiquitination.
AAUGUUAGCACACUUAUUCGUGUGUCAUGACUGAACAGUUAUAGAUUCCCGAGUGUUGGAUUUUUUACUCGGUUUUCCUCCCAUUUAACAAAAGAAGUUUCCGAGGGUACAAGAUGGCUUCACUCAGAGAAUCUAUUGGUAGGAAUCUAGAGUGUCCAGUCUGCCUGGGCUUUCUGAAGGAUCAUCGAAUUCUGUCAUGCUCCCAUACCUUCUGCAGGGGUUGUCUAGAGUUUCUACUCAACUCUCAACGGGAUAAACAAAACAUCUCCUGUCCAGUAUGCCGAGAAACCACACCAAUUCCAGAUGGUGACGUUGGUGGAUUGCCGAUGAGCAAAGCAUUCCAGUCUAUGGUGGCGGUAAUAACGGCUGAGAACGAUAAAGAAAUUAAUGUCAAUGAUUUACAACGAGCUAACGUUACAUUGAAGAGACCCUGUACUUGCGAUGAACAUAUGGAUGGUGAUGAGGAAUGUUUCUGCGCCAACUGCGGGAAGUACAUAUGCUACAAGUGUGGCAUUGGUGAGCAUGUACAGGAGGGACACACGGUCAUGGAAUCUGAACACCAUAAAGAUGUCGUGAAAAGCAAUGUUGAUGAACUGUUGGCGAAAGCAGCGACAAAGAUAUGUGACAUCGAAAAAUACGUUGCCUGUAUAGCUGAACAACGGGAAGCAUGUGAGAAGGUAGAGAAGGAACUCCAUGACGACAUCAACCAAGCUUUUGAGAAAUCUGUUGCAGAGCUGAUGGAGCGUAAGGAGCUCCUUAAGAGCAAAGUUGUGAAUGAACUGAAGAAGAUAAAAACGUCAUUACUAGAAAUGGAAAAGAUCACUAAUCAUAAAGUGACAGAUAUCAACAAGGUUAGUGAGCUAGUAAGAGGGGGUUUAAAAUGUUUCCUGCAGAAAGCCUCUUUUCUGAAAGCACACGAAACCAUUUGUGAAGAGCUGGAAAAGCUUUUGAAGGAAUCAGAACCUGAUCAGGAAGGGCUAAGAAGAUUGACUCACCAAAGUGAACGCAUUCGCUUUGAAAGCGACAACCGAACGGCCAGAAAUAUCCUGGGCUGCGUUCGCCGAGGAAAACAAUGGAGAUUGGUGGCAGACAAGCAGCUACCAACAUCUAAUAGUAUGGAUAGUUUAGCAGUAUCUCCAAACAACGACAUAUCCGUUGGUUGCCAUGCAGGAGGAAUAGUCACAUAUUCUGCUAAUGGUACAUUACAAGAUAGAGUUCUGCUGAAUGUUUUAGUUCGGGGCUUACAAUAUAGGCCAGAUGGCUGCUAUAUUGUACGGAAAGGUGAAAAUAACAUUAUCACUCUCUAUACCCCAAAAUGUAAGAAACUUGCCCUCAUAUUUGGCUCACUGGAUAAUGUGGAGGGUGGCAUGGGUGGCUUUGCACGGGAUAUAGAUGGUCACAUUUUCAUCGGUUACAGGAAACUAAAAGAGAUACACGUGUUCGAUGCAGAAGGUGGGAUGCCAAUCAGAAAGAUAAAGUGUGAUGAAUACGAACCUCAGCAGAUCUUCUCAUUUUCGACAUGCAACAAGAUCUUGGUUAGAGACUUAAAUGCAAUAAGGGUGGUCGACAGCAUAUCAGGAACCAUCCUGCAUAGCGUCACCAAAGAAGACCUCUCUGGAUUCCCAUGUUUGUGCACUGAUGACACGGUUCUCAUUGCAUGGGUUAACCAUAAGGAAGGUGUUGCAAACAUCUGUCUUUAUACAAGUGAGCUCAAAAUGAUGAAAAUCAUCAUCAGUGACUUUCACUUUCAAAUCUCGAAAAGAAUGUGGUACUUUCUCCAAACAUUCGAGAGUGGGGAGAUAGCUUUCUGUACUCCAGACAGACUCUACAUCUUCCGGGAGUCACUAUAGAGCGACACACAUCUAAUUAUUCAUAAUAAUCUAAAUCGCCGAUACACAUUAGAAUAAUACGUAUCUAUGAAUUAGUAACCAGCUGUAGUAUGUAGAUAGAUAGAUGGCGCUAUAUAAAUGCCUAUUAUUAUUAUUAUUAUUACAUGGACACGAGAAUGAAUCUCUUUCAAUUAGUCUCCGGGAGAUCAAGUUACCGGUCAGCCCUUCUGUGCAUUUUAGACACACACGACAAUGAUUACAUCUUACUGGAUUCUUUUAGUGAUAGUAUAUUAAUUUAUGAUAUCUACUAAAGAAUACUGAAACGAUAUUUGUAUAUUUAUUUGGAAGGAAUAUAUAGCUGAUGGCACGCAAACAAACUUUACUCAGCUGUCUAAGACUUUUGCUAGUCAACGGCAUUGUGAUCUUCAUGUAGAUCAGAAUGGAAGAAUGACAUUAUCACGCCCUUUAUACUUAUUCGAAAUCAGCUAGAAUCAAGGAGAUGUUGCCGUAAUAUAAACAGAAACACCGCCGAUAUUCGGGAGGGAAUUUCAAAUUGCAAGAAUGUCCUUGAAGUUGACUCGGCUAGUCCUUGAACCCACUGAACAUCCAGCAAUACAGUGGCGUAUCUAGAAAAAGCAAUCCCUUAACAAGUGUAUGUAAUUUAUUAAAAUUGAGCCCUUUCCAAUAUAUGACUUCGUAGUGGGGGUGGUAAGUGGUACUGAAAUAUCGCUGAAAUAACUGUUGAUGUUGAUAGCGUCUUUGAUUGUUAUUGACAUUAAUAUCCCAAUGGGAUUCCCCUCUUUUCUUAUAAACUUUUCUCACUAAUCCAAUACAAGCCCACUUUUUGUCUCUCCCACCAGAGGUGAAGGCGAGACUUAGGGAUCCAAAUGUCGUCUGUCGUCCGUCCGUCACAAACCUUAUGACACAUAACUCCACAACCGUAAUUCACUUUCCAACCAAACUUGGAUGGUAGAUGGACUUGGGUGACCUGCAUGUUAUGCUACAGUCGGAGGUCACAUGGUAAGGUCAAAGGUCAUUUUCAGGUCAACGUUAAAGUUUACAUGCAAGACUCUCUUAUGACACCUAACUCCGCAACUGUAAGUCACUUUUCAACCAAACUUAGAUGGUAGAUGGACUUGGGGGACCUGCGUGUUAUGCUUCAGUCGGAGGCCACAUGGUAAGGUCAAAGGUCAUUUUCAGGUCAACGUUGAGGUUUACUUGCAAGACUCUCUUAUGACACCUAACUCUGCAACCGUAAGUCACUUUUCAACCAAACUUGGAUGGUAGAUGGACUUGGGAGACCUGCAUGUUAUGCUGCAGUCUGAGGUCACAUGGUAAGGUCAAAGGUCAUUUUUAGGCAAACGUUAAAGUUAACAUGCAAUACUCUCUUACGACACCUAAAUCCGCAACCGUAAGUAACUUUUCAACCAAACUUGAAUGGUAGAUGGACUUAGGCGACCUGCAUGUUGUGCUGCAGUCAGAAGUCACAUGGUAAAGUCAAAGGUUCUUUAAGUUUACUUGCAAGACUUUUAUGACAAGUUUUAUUCCAUCCCAGUCAUUUCACAAUGAAGUUUCGAUACAAUUCUGUUGAGUGCCCUCGCAAAUCACGAUAUUUCUGGUUAUUUUCACAAGUGGGCGAGACACAAAAUUGCUUUUGCCUUGUUUUCCUAUUUUAAGCCACCUGAAAUUUGUAGGAGAUACAUGAGGUUGCCGAAUAUAUUCACAAUUACUCUAGUUCGCAAUCUUGUUCGAAUUCCAGAGGCCUUUGUGCGUAUUGGAUUCGGAGUACGUUAAUAAUUUUCGAUUGCAGUUGGAAAAUAUAUAUCUCUUAGAUUACGCAGUAAAAGUUAUAAGCAUGAACAUGUUCUCGUUGGGCUGACGAAUGAGCCCAAACAUAUCAAACGCUCUGAGAAUGUAUAUUAAAACACACUUCGAAUAUACAGGAAAAUUUAACAUAUUAUGAAUAUAUUGGAAUAGAAUUAUAUACACCUACAAUAAUUGUAGGAUGUUAUGUUGACGAAUAAUGUAAAUUUGUAUAAAAAUGCAAAUGUGGAUUCCAGUAUGAAAAAUAUAUAAAUACCCAUUGUCGAAUUAAAAUGUAAAAUUAACUGCAUGUUAUAUGGUCUUGAAAAAUAAAUUAAUCAACU